AUGUCAAUUGAAGUUCUAUUGAACGUGGGGAAGUUGGAUGCGUCUCUGGCUCUCUUAACGACGCAGAACCACCAUGUGAUUGAGUUCCCCACUGUACUACUACCAGACAACAUCAAGGCGGGGUCCAUCGUCAAGAUACAGGUGACAAAGGAUUUCAAACAAGAACAGUUGGAGCGCGAACGAUUUGCAAAGAUACAGGACAAGAUCCUCGAGAAGUACGGGACGAUGGAGCCUAAGGCGCCGCAGUUGCGCCUCGUAAACGUGACGCAGACGAGCUGUGUGCUUGAAUGGGACCCACUAGACGUGGGGUCUGCGCAAUUAACGUCUCUUAUCCUCUACAAACAACAUGCGCGCGCUUUGAAUAUCCCGAACCCGCUGAAUUCGACAUCAACAAAAGUCUCCGGUCUUUCGAUCGAUACGGAGUAUGAGUUCCAGUUAAAGUUAUCGACUACUUCCGGGAAGCUGUGGUCGAACACACUAAAAGUCCGCACACACAAAAUGACGGAUAUGUCGGGGAUCACAGUAUGCCUGGGGCCGCUAGACAAGAACGGUGGCAUCACACGGGAACAGGUCGUGGCCAGCUUGAAGGCCAUUGGCGCGAAGUCGCCUCAAAAAAAGGUUUCGCUAGACACCACGCACUUUGUAUGCGGGGAAGAGGUUGAGGAGGACAACAGAGAGCUCAUGCGCGCGAAGAAUGGCAACAUACCGAUUGUGCGGCCGGAAUGGAUAAGGGCGUGUGAGCUUGAGAAGCGUAUUGUCGGUGUCCGGGGCUUCUACUUGGACGUCGAUCGUUCUACCCUAGAAAGCUACCGGUUUACGAGCUCAGACGAACCUAGAAGCACAGAUGCGCCGCAAGACUUUCCGACCGGUGGACAAGAAACGUGGCCGGAGGGCGUGGGUCCAUCAGUUUCCGACUCAAUUUCCGCCCAUCGUACGAGUGACGAGCCCGCGCGCAAUGAGCUCUCAGACGAUACAGUAGCGUCCAUAGCGCCAGAGGAGACCAAUCCUGAGUUGGAGGUCCCACAGCAACCAGAACCAGAUAUUGUAGAAACCAUCGAAGGGCCGGCGUCAGAAAAACCGGAUCGUGUUGAGGACAACGUUGCAGAAGAACCAAUGGAGAACGUUGUAGAAGAACCGAUAGACAGCCCUUCAAAGGGCACUGAAAUACGCACCCAUCAUGCAGAUGAUAACAGGAACGAAACCGCGGUUUUAGAUGGCGACAAGCAAGAUGACUAUUCCGGUGUAAACACAGUAGAUAGCGCGGUUAAAGAUGACUCUGUCCCCGCUGAAACACAAAAUCUACAGAAUAAAGAUGGAGAAGCAACAGAGCCUGUGGUGGCUAAUGCGGCUCCACCUGCUGAAUUCGGUUCGCCUGUUGAAGCGGCUCCACCUGCUGAAUCGACUCCACCGAAAGCCAAGACAAGUCUCGAGAGCCCUGUCGUCCUGACGGAUGCCCCGGCCCAAGGAACUGCAAAAAACAGCCCACCUGGCAAAGACGAUGUCCCGGCCAAAGACCCAUUGGAACCAAGCCUGCCGAUCGAAACUGCCAACCUGGCCGGCAGCGAGCCCGAGUUAAACACCGGGGAACCUGCAGCCUCCACAGACGAAGUCCCGCCAGCGGCCUCGAAUGACGGGCCAGACGCUGCGCCAUCAGCAGUAGACGAGGCGGCCGGCCCAAGCAACGGCCCCAGCGUCCCGGGAACCCCUAUCGCCUCCGUAAACAAGAAUUCCUCCGCAGUCAACGUCUCCCCCGCCAAGAGUACCGGUAGCCCCCAAAAGGGCAAAAAUAAGAAGAAGAAGGGCAAAAGAGCAUGA
Molecule: messenger RNA, 1815 nt
Organism: Eremothecium gossypii ATCC 10895
Lineage: Eukaryota; Fungi; Ascomycota; Saccharomycetes; Saccharomycetales; Saccharomycetaceae
Gene: CHS5
Product: Chs5p
Exons: 1
Coding region: 1-1815 (604 amino acids)
Biological process (GO): Golgi to plasma membrane transport; conjugation with cellular fusion
Cellular component (GO): exomer complex; trans-Golgi network
Molecular function (GO): protein dimerization activity
Source: RefSeq, marked provisional